Molecule: messenger RNA, 810 nt
Organism: Argentina anserina (silverweed cinquefoil)
Lineage: Eukaryota; Viridiplantae; Streptophyta; Magnoliopsida; Rosales; Rosaceae
Exons: 1
Coding region: 1-810 (269 amino acids)
Source: RefSeq, a predicted model, not a curated record
AUGGGUAGUUGGGGAAGACAGCAACAACUGCAGCAAGGUGAUACUUAUUAUCGACAAGUUUUUAGUCCAAAACUUCAGAACAGAAAGCCACCGCAUCAACAAGAUAGUCGGCAGUUCGGUGUGCCUGCUUGGGAAAAGAAGUUUUGUACGUCGGUGGGCUCAGUUCCAUGGAAAAAGCUCGUAGAUACAAAGAGUUAUAUGUAUCUUUAUAAAGAUAUUGUUCAAUGGAAUGAUUAUGCAGGUGAAGAGGCAUUCCGUAAUGCGAAAACCCGUUUUUGGGCAAAGAUUAACGGUCUGCCUUGUGAUAUAUUACUGCUUGAUCCUGAUAUGCAUAUUGAUGAAAUAGACUGGAACCCUAGCAUCAAUACUGAACUGGUUUUGGACUUGGAAAGGGAACGUCGACACUCCGAUGACGAAGGAGAUGGUAUUAAUGAUCAACUCCUUUUGAAUCUGCCAAUUGUUGCCACUGGAUGGGGAGAUGAUGAGGAGGACUUCAUCAAGAAAGAUGCUAGCGGAGGAAUGGCAGAUAAUAAAGAAAAUUCUUGGGGGCCUUUCUCUGAUCAGAACAAAGAAGCAACACGAGGAUGGGGCAACGCUAAUUUUGAUGAGCCUCUCGGGAAUUACAGAGUGAAAUCAGCGAAUAAUAAUAGUGGUGCAAGUAGGUACAAUUCAAGAUAUAGGACAUCCGGAGUUCAGGGUGACUUUUAUCGCAGGAACGAUCAAGUGUACUGGAAGAACGGAGGAAGAAGAAGCAGAGCGAAUGCUGGUUACCAAAGCAGAGGAAAUUGGAAUGAUUGUCAGCAAGUCUAA